This is a messenger RNA of Drosophila persimilis, 3553 nucleotides long. RefSeq lists its product as uncharacterized. NCBI's taxonomy places the organism in Eukaryota, Metazoa, Arthropoda, Insecta, Diptera, Drosophilidae. Gene Ontology annotation, biological process: protein deubiquitination. Gene Ontology annotation, molecular function: cysteine-type endopeptidase activity; cysteine-type deubiquitinase activity. Gene Ontology annotation, cellular component: cytosol; nucleus. The coding region runs from base 39 to 3386 and encodes 1115 amino acids. The record is from RefSeq and is a predicted model, not a curated record. The transcript has 5 exons.
ACAAGAGCCCGUGUUGACGCGUGUGUUAGGAUGAAAAAAUGCAAGAAAAUGACUUAAACGAGCGUCAAGAGGAACCAGCCAGUCUUCCACCUACAAGCAACGACACAAACAACAAAAACACAAGCUGCAACGACAGCAGCGAACUCCAAAUUUCCAGUGAGUCGGUCACGGUCACGGAUCAGCAGCAACCACAGGUGGCUAUCGAGGAACCGCAAAUAGCCGAGCAGGUUGAUUCUUCCACGACAGCUAAUCCAGACACAGGUGAUACAACCAGGCCGGAAAGGCUUUCCCCCACAUUACCGCUCGUAGCCCUAUAUCCUGCUAUAUUCGAAGUUGCCGAUAAAGUCGUCGAUCAAGCGGUAGAUGAGCCGUCGUCUGUAGUGGGUCCAGAUAGGGACGAGCUAUUGCCGCUAACUCCCAAACGAAAGCGUCAGCGUCGUGUUUAUAUCGCGGACACAUCCCGCUGCCUGCGAUCGAGACAAGAGUCGAAAGACACAACCGAGGCGGGGUCGAAGCAGGUGCCGACAACACCAACGCCACCGCCAACACAGGUCGCCUCACCGACGCCCACAGAAUCCACAGAGUACAUCAAACCAGAGCAAUUUAAUCCGGCGUUCUGGAAUUUGAUUGAAGAAGAGGAAUUUAAAUUCGUCGGCAAGAAGCGACGCGUUGCCGGUGGACGUAAUCGCACGCGACGCGGCAGGCUACUGAACGAGCUCGGUGAAAACUACGCCCCGGAAACAGCGGCCGCUAUUGCGGCGGCACAACUUGAGCUCGAUUCGUCAGGGAAGCCAUCAUCACGUGCCAAACGUAAGAGGAACACCACCAUGUCGUUGUACGACCGUCGAUUCCAGAGCACCGCCGAUGAGCGGCGCGUGCCGAACGGGUAUGGCGGCAACGGAUUACGGACAGGCAGUGCGGCCACUUCGAGUGACAUUGAGCCGCAGGAGUUGCAGGUCCAUCCGUAUUAUGGAUCUUCGGGGGGCAGCAAUCCAACGGGCGCCGGGGCGGGCCUAAAUGGCAGUGGAGCCGCUCUCAACCAUGCUCCUUCAAUGGGCACCCUCUGCAACAUUGGCAACACAUGCUACUUGAACUCGGUAGUGUACACGCUACGCUUUGCUCCACUCUUUCUGCACAACCUGCACCAUCUGAUCCACGACUUGAACGUGGUGCAGCAGAUUAUAGUGCGCCAGAAGACCGCCAAGUCGGCCUCGCUGGGGCGGAACGUGAGUGCCACGCAGCUGGAGCAUGCACGCAGCUGGAGCAGCAAGGAUCUGGCCACCUCAGAGCAGUACAACAGCAGCACCAAUGGCAGCAGCAGUGGCGGGGUCAGUGGCAGCAGCACCAGCACCAGCUCGAUCAAGGAAACCUAUCAGUCGGUCACGGAGAAGCUGCACGAGCUGUACAACAGCCUGCAUGGCAACGAAAUGGCCGACUCGACGGAGCCCUACCAUGCGGACACACUGCUGCAUGCCAUACAGGUUGUGAAUUCCACAUUUGAGGGCAACCAGCAGCAGGACGCCCACGAGUUUCUCAUGUGCGUUCUCAACUGUAUUCGCGAAACGAACCAAGCUCUGAUCAAGGCCGUGGACGAAUGCCCCGAGGUCAUUGCAAACGGUUAUAUAGCCAAUCCCGAUGAGGUGGACUCUGCGGAGGCUGCCCAGGAGCGUACGGAUACCGCGGGGCCUCUGGCAAGCUCUGGCAAUGGCAACACUAGUCAAAUAACCACGACAAAAACAUCUUUCUUCUCACGCAAAUCAAAGAGAAAAGAUGAGGUCAAGUCAUCGAAAUCGACGCGUAUACAGUCACCGCUGAAGGACAACAGUCCGACGGCGGGUGGUCUCACCGCGGCACCGGCGCAUUCCACUGCAAACAGUCUCUUCUAUUUGAAUACAGUUGAUCUCAGCGGCGCCAGCAGCGUUGCGGCCCCGGCAGCAACACCGACCGUUUCGCAGCCAGCGUCGACCGGAAAAUACUCGAGCGACGAUGAAAUGAACCCGGCCAGUGCGCUGAAGAACAACAUGCGAUUGGAGGACCGCAUACGGGAUCUGCAUCUGAACUUCUUCAGUGCCGACUUUGAGGGCACUGUGGUGCUGACCACCAAAUGUCUCAGCUGUGAGACGGUCACGAAGCAAAAGCAGGGCAUGCUCGACAUCUCCGUGCCUGUGCCGAUAUCAGGCUACGACAAUGCCGACCUCCAGGACAAGCCCAGCACCUACAUUCAGAAUUCUUGCAUCACAAAGGAGUACUUUCGGGGUGAGAACAAAUACAGUUGCAAUCAGUGCACCGGCUACACCGAGGCCAUACGGUCCAUCUCGUACGAAGUGCUGCCUCGAUUGCUGGUCAUUCAGCUGAAUCGUUUCUCGGGCGGCAUGGAGAAGGUGAGCACGUAUGUGCCCACGGCCUUUACACUCCCGUGCUUCUGCGCCAAGUGCUGCGAGCUGAGCGACGGCAACAAGCUGCACGUGUACAAGCUGUACAGUGUGAUAACCCAUGUCGGCGCCACCCUUACAGUGGGCCAUUACAUUGCGUACACGUGCUUCCUGGAUCUGCCCAGUGACUAUAUAAACUGCCCAAAGGAUCGUCGGAACACAGUGUCGGGAUCGCAGACGCAGCAGGCGGCGGCUUCCAGUGAGAGUGCGGCGCCAAACAAUGGCAGCAGCCACGUGGCCAGCACGCCCGUGGCGGCGGCUGCCUUGGUCCUGGCCUCCUCUGGCACUAGUCUGAUGAAGAAAAUGAAAUUCGGACGCAGCAAGGCCUCGAGCAGCGGGGACAUGAGCAAAAAUGUAAAGCAACUGAAUGGAAUCAGCAGCAAGAACAUCACCAAUGGCAUUGGCAAGCUCAGCAUGAACACCACCUGCCACGGCGUGAGCUGCUGUGCCAUGCGCCUGUGCUGCAGCCAGCAACCUAGUGCCGCCACCGCCGGCAACAGCAACUCGGCCAGCUGUAGUGACUUCAGCGAGGAGUCCCUGCAGAACGGCAGCAAUAGCAAUCUCAGCCAUGGAAGUGGCAGUGGGGCGGCAGGCAGCGGCGGCAUCAACAGCAGCAGUGUGGUGCCCAACUAUCCCACGGGCUACGGCAGUACGGGACGUGGCGGUGUCAAGGCGAACUAUGCCCACGGCGGCACGGAUCCGAUUUGGUACAUGUGCGAUGACGACAAAAUCAAGGCGAUGACACAGCGGGAGUUCGAGGAGCUGUUGUCCCCAUCACGGAAGAUAACCAUAACACCAUACUUGCUGUUCUAUGCACGAUUCGAUCUGCAGCCGCCGUCGAAGCCCUCGGGCACAGCAUCCUCCUCGACGCCGCCACCGCCAUCUGCGUCAUCGCAAAGCUCCUGGUCGAAUGAGGCUCUGUCCGGCAGCGGUGUAGGGUCGCAUAAGAUUUGAGGGUGUUCGGGAAAGCCCUGGAAGCAGCAGCAUUAAUAUACAAGCAUACAUAUGUAUUGCAUACUGAUAGGAUUGGAUCGGAUGUGGAUGUGGAUGUCUCUAGAGUAAUAUAAUAAGAAGAAGAAGUCUGUUUGUUAAACAAUAUAAUCGUACUAAGAUCUAUCGUU